Messenger RNA from Mercenaria mercenaria, 6791 nucleotides. RefSeq names its product inactive tyrosine-protein kinase 7-like. Bases 123 to 3578 code for a protein of 1151 amino acids. Gene Ontology annotation, biological process: dendrite self-avoidance; protein phosphorylation; axon guidance. Gene Ontology annotation, molecular function: cell-cell adhesion mediator activity; ATP binding; protein tyrosine kinase activity. Gene Ontology annotation, cellular component: plasma membrane; axon. Lineage: Eukaryota; Metazoa; Mollusca; Bivalvia; Venerida; Veneridae. The transcript is spliced from 17 exons. The record is from RefSeq and is a predicted model, not a curated record.
UCAAUGAAUAUGUUGUGGGAAGACAGUCGCGAGUGAAGAGUAACGGAAGAUUUCGGAUUAAAUUGUAUUUAUCGUCGCUAUGUGAUUACUUACAAUUUGUGAAUAUACAAGUUUACACAAAAAUGGACAAAUCCCGAUAUCUGGAUUUAAAUUUGUCAGCUUUAUUUGUGAUUUUAUUUGGUAUAUGUGUAAGCAAUGGACAAGAUACAUUUUACUUUAACCUAAAACCCACAGAUCAAGCUGUUAUAGAAGCGACAGAAUUAACGUUACUAUGUGGUGUUUCAAAUCCCAGACAUAUACAGUUUCACUGGAUACACAACGGAAAGCCAGUCACAAACACAAGUCGGAGGUUUCAGGACGGGAGCAAUUUACGGAUUUUACGCGUUACACGAGAGCAAGACACAGGUCCUUUCCAAUGCAUAGCGACAAACGUUACUACUGGGUUUUCUUUGCAGAGUGGUGAAGCUACGCUUGAUAUUCAAUGGAUAGAUCCUGUUGCUACAGUAGAACUGAAGCGUGUCAAGGAGGAUGAGGUGGCACUUGGUGCUGACAUACAACUUAAGUGUCAGAUAACAGGAAAUCCAGAACCUACCUACUACUGGUACCAAAACCAGUACAGGGUAUUCAACAAGGACCAUGUGAAGAUAGUGGAUAAAGGCACAAGGUUAAAGUUGAACAGUAUUACAGCCAGUGACAAUGGUGUGUACUCUUGUAGAGCGGAGAAUGUGGCAGGAACUGUGGACAGCACUACAAACUAUCUGCUAAAUAUCAAAGCACCAAACACACCACAUCUGGUAGAAAGCCUCUUCACUCCAUACAAGCUGGUGUUGAAAAAACAUGCAGCACGUCUUGAUUGCCCAUUUAUAAAUGCCACUAAAAUAGAGUGGUUUGCAAAUCAUGAAAAGCUGACAAACAGCACAAGACAUACAGUGUUCAACAAUGGUUCCCUGUACUUUCCAAGGGUUCAAGAAGCAGAUGAGGCUGGGUACCGGUGUGAGGGUUUGUCAAACCACCCAGACACAGCGCAGACAUUCACUGCAGAACUUGUUAUUGCCUAUUUAGAGGACUUUGAUGUGAACACCUUUGAACCUCGCUUGAUUCCAAGUUAUCCGAUGGUCAUUCCAGUACAUGAGCCCUUCACUGUGAAAACAUUUGUUCCAGAUGGUAAACCUGCUGCAUCAUUUAGAUGGUUGAACAAGAAUGACAUGCCAAUAGUAGAUACAGGGGCUAUAAGGACUGUAGAAAGCAACCUAUACUUCGAAGAUCCCCAGCAGAUUGAUUCAGGAAACUACACGUUUAUCGUCAACAAUACAGCUGGCCAGAAACAACAAAGUGUUUGGAUUAUUGUUUCAGUGCCACCAACUAUCCGAAGAGGGCCACAGUCUAAAGAGACAUCAGAGGGACUAGAUGUGGAGUUCACGUGUCAGAUCUCCGGUACACCAUAUCCCGUAACAACCAUUUUAUGGCAGAAGGAUGACAAAUAUAUUAAACUGGGGUCAUCAAGGCACUAUAUGAACCUAAGGACAGGAGAACUUCGUAUUUCCAUGGUAACAGAAGAAGACAGGGGAGAGUACUAUUGUAUUGCUAACACAACAGGACAGAAACUGGUACAGUCACUUCCUGCAAGACUCAGAGUUAAAAGGAAACUGAAGUUCAGUACAGAGCCAGAGAGUAGGUAUUUGGAAUUGAACUCUGACGCGGAGGUUACCUGUAAAGCAGAGGCAGAAGUCACACCAAAGGUUAAAUGGAUUAAAGGGCUGCUGACAGGAAAAUGGGUAGACAACAAGAAUCUGGACUAUACUAAACACAUUAUAGAUGCUGACGGUGUUCUCUACUUCCGUGGGGUGCAGAGAAAUGAUGCUGGACCGUAUACAUGUGUUGCUAUGGUGAGCAAAGGAAUUACACAGGAAUACAUCAAUAAGACCAUCUUUAUAUAUGUUGUUGAGAGUCCGAAGUUCCAGAUACGCCCUUUGAAUACAACAGCAUAUGAAGAACAUUCUAUGAUGCUACAUUGUGUUGCCACAGGAGAUCCUAGACCAUCCAUAAUCUGGGACAAGAAUGGCAUCAGAGAAUUCUGGGAUACCAGUAGAUAUACAUUUUAUCCCAAUGGUAGUAUGUCAAUAUCAAAGGUUUACAUGAUGGAUCAGGGAAUGUAUGGUUGUACAGCAAAUAACAGUGCCGGUUCCAUAUACACUUCUGCUUACGUUUAUGUUGCCAGUGGAUCAGAAUACACCAAGAUGAAUGCACAGGAAGAAGAAGGGUUUGAUAUGAUGCGUACAGUGAUUAUAGCUGUGUGCAGUGCGGGAGCGUACCUCGCACUUGUUAUUGGACUGACAGCGUACUGUAGUUACAGACUACUGCUACAGAGGCGUAACAGAAAGGCUAUAUUGAAUGGUGAGAAACAGAAUGGCGGUGUGCCUCAAUCUGAACAACAUGAACUACUGAUGAAAGAGGGUGAUCGGGAUUCUGGUGGAACGCAUGGUUGCCGUAGUGACAGUGACAACCGCUCUCAUGUUUCUGCUCUCAGCUCUCACCCUUCACAUUCAUCUCACUCAAACUCGCACUCCAAUUCUCACACACAGUCACAAAAUUUAUCUCAGCAGUCACAACGUAGUGCCGGAAAGACAAGCGUAGACAGACUCUAUUUUCCGAGACAGGAGUUGCAGACAAUAGGAAUUUUAGGAAAAAGUCAGUUUGGAGAUGUAUUUCUGGCCAAGGCUCGUGGUAUACGGUCAGGAGAAAUAGAGACCCAAGUUGUAGUCAAGUCACUGUUGUCAAAAGAGGACCAACAUUACUACGAGUUUCAGCGGGAAAUGGAAAUGUAUUCAAAGCUUGACCAAAAUAAUGUUAUAAAGCUGCUGGGUGUCUGCAAGGAAAUAGAACCCUACUUUUACAUAGCAGAAUAUUGUGACUGGGGUGAUUUGAAACAGUUCUUGUUAGCAUCACGUGUUGACAACAAUGGUCGACGGCGAAUUCCACCAUUGACUAUUUUACAGAAAAUUGGAAUGUGUAACCAGGUUGCACUAGGAAUGGAACAUAUGUCUAAUAACAGAUUUGUUCACAGAGAUCUUGCUACAAGAAAUGUGCUUCUAACAUCACGUCUCGAACUGAAAAUAUCUCACAUGGCUUUAGCACGAGACCUGUACGCCAGUGAAUAUGUGAUUAUAAACAAUCAGACUGCUUUACCGCUUAGAUGGUUGUCGCCAGAAGCAGUGCUGGAAGCAGACUAUUCUACAAAAAGUGACGUUUGGGCAUAUGGUGUAUUUAUGUGGGAAGUUUUACAUUUAGCUGAUAUGCCACAUAAAAACCGCAAUGAUGAAGAACUUUUGAAAGGUCUCAAAGCUGGUGAUGUGUGUUUAGAGUUUUCAGAACAUUGCCCAAAUGAAAUGAUAGAUCUUGUACGGAAAUGUAUGGUAGAAAGCCCAAAAGACCGUCCAAAUUUUACAGAAAUCUGUAACAUUGUUGCAGAGCUUGUACAAAUAUAUUCACAACCACAGUAUCAGAAUCCAGUUUCGCCGUCUGCUUCGUCUUUCCCACCAAUGACUUCAUACCAUGCACAUGAGCCGUACAUGACUUGAAGCAGGCGCAGAGAAAAAAACUAGAGAAAAAUGUAUAAGACGUCUGCUUCACUCUAACGUUGAAUAUUUCAGCAAUAUCAUUACCAUUCAAACCAGAUUUUGAAUUUCUGAUAUAAUUUAGAGAAUAUUAUCAAAUGGAAAUACGUCAGGAUGCAGACUUCGGAGAUGAAAUCCGUGAUAAAUUCCCGAAUAUUGGAUAAACAUUUCACAAACAUUAUGUGUUGUUUCAGUAGUUGCUAUUUGUGUCUUACAGUGAUAGAAGUCAGUUUCAUAGAAACACUGUUUAUUUUACUGAAUAGUUGCUAAGACAAUGUACAGUUUCCUAGAAACGUUGUGUUGAAUCUAUAGUGUCUAUUUUCGUCAAGUGAUAAAAACAUUGUAUAGUUUUGUAGGCAGUUUGUUCUAAUAGUUGCUAUCUUAUGUAUAUUUCUUUACUCUUUAAAACUUCCCAUUUUAAAUGGUUAAGUUAGUGUCCAUAUUUCGGAGGAUGUAUGUUUUUAAACGGACACUACGAACAUGAAGUCAGUAUGUUUUUUUAAGCUCACCAGUCACAAAGUGACAAGGUGAGCUUUUGUGAUCGCGUGGCAUCCGUCGUCCGUCCGUAAACUUUUGCUUGUGAUAUUUUUCAAUGGAUCUUCAUGAAAAUUAGUGAGUAUGUUCACCUUGAUAAUAUCUAGUUCAAGUUUGAAACUGGGUCACAUGCGGUCAAAAACUAGGUCAGUAGGUCUAAAAAUAGAAAAUCCUUGUGACCUCUCUAGAGGCCAUAUUUUUCAAUGGAUCUUCGUGAAAAUUGGUCUGAAUGUUCACCUUGAUGAUAUCUAGGUUGAGUUUGAAAGUGGGUCACGUGCGGUCAAAAACUAGGUCAUUAGGUCAAAAAAUAGAAAAAUCUUGUGACCUCUCAAGAGGCCAUAUUUUUCAAUGGAUCUUCAUGAAAAUUGGUAAGAAUGUUCACCUUGAUGAUAUCUAGGUCAAGUUCAAAACUGGGUCACGUGCCUUCAAAAACUAGGUCAUAAGGUCAAAUAAUAGAAAAACCUUGUUACCUCUUUAGAGGCCAUAUUUUUCAAUGGAUCUUCAUGAAAAUUGGUCAGAAUUUUUAUCUCGAUGAUAUCUAGGUCAGGUUCAAAACUGAGUCACAUGAGCUCAAAAACUAGGUCACUAUGUCAAAUAAUAGAAAAAACGAUGUCAUACUCAGUUCAAAACUGGGUCAUGUGGGGACAGGUGAGCGAUUCAGGACCAUCAUGGUCCUCUUGUUUUUUAAAGUAGACAAAAAACCAGGACAACUGAUUAAAGUAUUAUAUGGUGUAUACAAUUGAAAUUCUAUUUAUUGGCUGCAAAACUCACAAAUUAUUUAUUCUCAGUUGUAAUUCUUGAAGUUUAAUUUAAGCAUUUUGUCGUAAAUUUACUUUUCUUCCUUCAAAUAUCUUUGAAAAUGUUUAAAAUGAAGAAAUGUGUAUAUUUACAAUGAUUUUAUUUAUUUAUUAUUAAUGUGCUGUCAGUUAUAGGUCCUGAUGGUAUAAAGGGUAAUUUACUGUCAGAAGUGAAAUAAAGCAAGUUAUGCAUAUACCUUGAGUACUCUUUCUAACACAUUAACCUUUAGCCUGCUGGCAGCAAGUUAUUCUGCCUUUGCGACCAGUGCAAACCAAGAUCAGCCUGCACAAAUGUGCAGGCUGAUCAUGGUCUGCACUGGUUGCUGUUCAGUCAGUAAAUUUUUAGCGAACACCCCUUUGAAUAAGAAGUGGUACUGCUGAAAUUGAAUAAUGGACCAGUCUAAUUUAGAAAUUUAGCAGAGUAAAGGUUAAACAGCUAACAUUCAACUGUUUUGUUUACAUUAGCUGGUUGCUGCUGUAUAUAAAUUUAAUAUGGAAGCUGAAGUACAUUUUGCUACUAUUUAAAGUUUAGCAUGCUAAACUAUAAACAUACUUUGCCUUUUAAAGUUGUAAUAUUUUGUAAAUUGUUUGAAAAUUUUGUCAUUUCACUAUGCUAAGAGUCUCUUACAUUUAUUAAAACAAACAGGAAAUGUUUAUUUUUUAAAAAAAAUAAUGAAAUAUUAAAAUUUAGAGAAUGUAGUCAUGGUAUAUGCAGGUGUUUUAUUUUGUACAUGUGCAAAGUUGCUUACAAUGAUGAAUAUAUUUGAAAAAUAAUGUUUGUUGUAGAAAACUUGUUCAUCUGUGAUUUUUACAGAGUAUUUCUGUUUGUGAAUGAAUAUAUAAGUAUGUUUUUAAGAUCUUUUCACUGUGCCAAACUAGUUUUCGCAGUCCUUGGUAAACUGUUUGAUAAGAUGUUUAUUAUUUGGUUUUCCCCCUUGGGUUUGGACAUGAUAUAUACCUUCCUUGUAACAGAGAUAUAAAAGGUGUUUUUGAUUCCAUCGGUUAAAAACUUUUUAGACUGCAAUGCUCCUGGAGGUAAGUUUCAGCACCAUGUUGAGAAUAACCUGUCAGGUACUAGAAGUUUGAGACUAGUCAUCCAAAUCAUCUUUAGAACUUGGUUGGCAAUAAUUGGGUCAAGAAAAUCACAAAAGUGUUAUAAUUCUGUCAAGAACAGCAGUAAAAUUGUAGAAUGUAUUCUGCGUACAAGACUAUUCAGGGUUUGAAGACAGCAUUUUGAAAAAUAUAUGUGAAUGUAAAAGUAUGAAAUACGUGUUUUAGGUCGUUUUAGUAGAUUGUAAGGUAACAAGUUGUUUUGGCAUAGUUGAAGGUCUUUGAAUGAAUGUAAUGCAUUUUGUUAGUGGAGCGGCUGUAUGGCAGGAGAUGAUUAUUUAUUCAGGUCUGGUGUUCCACUGCCACAAUAUCUUCAAAAAUGGAUAUUAGUGGCCAUUUCAACAUAAGAAAGUAUACUUUCAGGAUUUUGAUUUUAACGUUUUUUCUGCCUUGAGGUUGUCUAAAUUUGACCAAUUUAACUUGAAUGAUGAGUACAGAAUGAAAUAUUAGUACACUUUUCAAACGUUUUGCUGGUGCGCCGUAAAACCCAAAUAAAAAAAAUCUUAUAUCAAACAGAACUCAGUAAGAACGCAUUUUAUGAUAGUUAUUUUCUGUCAUACUGUCUCUUUCUUCAGGAUAAAAUCAUCACUAUUUGAAAGAUUGCUUACCUUUAUUGUAACAGUGAAUUAUUUGUAUUUUUGUGCUUUAGUUCAGAAUUUUAUAUGUAUAACUAGAAAACAUUCAACAGUAAUGUAUGUUUAUUCUUUGAAAAGAAAAUAUAAAAGAUCCUUAUAUA